AUGUCUACUGAUGAAAAUAGUGGAACUAUGCAUGUGAUGCCAGUCUCCAAUACGGAAAUCGAAAGACCACCGCGUCAUAGCGAUCGGUCCUCCGAAGAUUUAGCUGUCGUCAACAUUGUACACUAUGAGUUCAAAGAUAAAGUUGGUCAACCGUUCAAAUGUCACACGUUGAACUUGUGGGUGGAUGGAUUCUGUGGGUCAGGUGAUCCGACAAGAUUCAGCCUGGGAUCGCUUGGUAACAGUAGUCGACAAGUUGGUGUAAUUCCAGUAAGAGGUCAAAUAGGCAAAGGUAUGCAAAUGCAAUAUAAUAACGGCCGAACGACGAUCACAUGCCUCAGUGAAUCUCCAUUGUUUGUGCAAGCUCCGCUACAUGCUAGACGUGUGAAUGACGAUACAUCUACUGUGUACCGAUUAUCUGGUGUUGCUCAAGAUGAUAAUGUCGAGAGUGAGUUCGGGACGAUAGACAUUUUUGAUGAACUCUUGUUUGAGCAAGCUUCUGGAAGAAGCACGCCAACAAGGAUAUCGACAUGUAUACGCCCUACAGGUGAGCAUAGGAGGUCAUUUAGCUUGUGCAUAUGCAGAGUAUCCUUUGUGAAAGGUUUUGGUAAAAGUUAUCGACGUAUGACUAUACUCGACACACCUUGCUGGAUCGAAAUUCACUUCAUGAACUACCUACAGAAGUUGGAUGAGGUUCGUGGUUUCAUCUUGUCUACAGUAUCGUUACAGUUCUUUCGACGUUACCGACACCCGCCCAUGAUGUAA
Cooperia oncophora is the source of this 762-nucleotide messenger RNA. The record is from the annotation of a GenBank genome assembly. Lineage: Eukaryota; Metazoa; Nematoda; Chromadorea; Rhabditida; Trichostrongylidae.